CGAUCAUCACUGACCAUCUCGGCAUGGUUCCUUCUCCCACCAGCAGCCUCUGAUCUCCUACCGUAGCAGCUACCCGCUGCAGAUCAGGAACCACUGCACCUGCGUUUCUUCAGAGAUCGGCUUGCGAAUCGACGAAGGUGAGAGCUGGGAUGAGUUUUUAGCUAGGCUGCUUUGUUCUUGAGUUGGUUCUCUUGCAAAACCGCGUCAGACAAAAAGAGAGGGAUCGACGUAAAAAAAAGGGGCUUAUUUUUCACCUCUAUUUCGACACUACGAUCGAUACACUGUACUUGUUUGAAGGGUUCAUGCAUGUGCACUGUGCAUACGCGCGUGUUUUGUUGACAUCUUGCAGGGAUGCCGACGCUCAUCAUCACCGUCGACCUGGAGUGCUGCCGCUGCAGCGCCAAGAUCCAGAAGGUCCUCUGCUGCAUCCAAGACCGUGGGGAGUUCGUCAUCGAGAAGAUCGUGUACGAGAAGGACAAGGUCCUCGUGUCGGGGCCCUUCGACGCCGACAAGCUCUCCUCCAAGCUCUGCUGCAAGGCCGGAAGGAUCAUCAAGAAAAUUGAGGUCAAGCCACCAGAAAAGGAGACGCCCAAAUCUCCAAAGCCAGAGCUACCAUGCAAGCCGAUAUGCCCGUAUCCGUACCCAUAUCCAUACCCGCAGCCCACGUGGCCGUGCAGCUGCCCCACGCCAUACUGUUGUGGGUGCCAGUCCAAGCCGCCGCCGCCAAAAGAGGAGUCCAAAUCUCCUGAGACCAAAUCCAAACCCAAGCCAGAUCCAGCCCUAUGUAAACUGAUAUACCCGUAUCCGUACCUAUAUCCGUGUCCACAACCGGCGUGGCCGUGCAGCUGCCCCACGCCGCACUGUGGAUGCCAGUCCAAGCCGGCAUCGACGCCACCACCGGCACCGGCUGAGCCACCAAAACCACCGGCGUGCCAGUGCCCGGCGUGGUCGCCGUGCUACUGCAGCGGCGGCUACCCACCGUACAUGCCGCCGCCCAUGCCGUAUCCGAUGGUCGUCUGCGAUGAGAGCCCGCCCUACGGCGCCUGCACCGUCAUGUAACUGCGGGCAGCUGAGUGUGAUGCAAACUGGUCAUGUAUGUAUAUGUACCUUUCUAUGCCACCUGAUGACUACGCUGGUGGUUUCUUGUAUCAGUCAUUUGAUGCUUUGUGAGCCAGCGUGGUCGACAGUGACACGAUCCACGCCCAAAUGAAGUUAUUGUAGUUUCUACAUACAAAAAUGUAUGAUGGUGGCAGGGGAUGCAAAAUAAGGAUAAAAGUGUGCACAGAUGUUUUUGUGAGGAUUUGGAAUGUACUUCUAAAUUCUUGAUGAAGGAAUUUGCAAAA
Molecule: messenger RNA, 1343 nt
Organism: Panicum hallii
Lineage: Eukaryota; Viridiplantae; Streptophyta; Magnoliopsida; Poales; Poaceae
Product: protein PYRICULARIA ORYZAE RESISTANCE 21-like
Exons: 2
Coding region: 352-1059 (235 amino acids)
Source: RefSeq, a predicted model, not a curated record